AUGCGACAAGUAUUCUCGAGAGCGCCGUGUGCUGCCUGUGCUAAACCGUCGUGUGCAUGUCUCGAAGGAUAUGCUCGUAUGAAGGAUAAAUGCAUCUUCUGGGGCGAUUGUCCAUCGAGUGCAUCGAGUGCAACUGCAAAACCGAAACACACAACAACUCAUAGUCCAUCAGAGGCCAUCGAAGAUAUCUCUGUAAUUGAACCACAAAUCGACGAAGUGCGAUCGGAUGCAGUCGUCGACAGCAGCAGUAAACCAGCCUUCCCACCGAUCCGAGCGUCUGCAGUCAAAUCUGCGUAUCCACAACAAUCCGGCAAACAACAAACGCAAAGACCCGCAGCACUCACGUCGCAUAACUUACUGAAUUCAACUGAUAAAGAGUCCAAUGUGGUUGGUGAUGUAUGUUACGGUGACUGGCGAUGGCCGGUUGGUUGUCGAGACUGUGACUAUCGGGUGUCGUGGAACUAUUUGGAUGAUACUGAUGAAAUUGAGUUCUCGGUCGAGACAAGAGCACCGUCGAAUUGGUGGACUGGUAUUGGCUUCUCACCCACUGGAACUAUGUUACCUCAAAGUUGGGUAAACCUCAAAGUUGAGUAA
This is a messenger RNA of Anisakis simplex (herring worm), 594 nucleotides long. The record is from the annotation of a GenBank genome assembly. Lineage: Eukaryota; Metazoa; Nematoda; Chromadorea; Rhabditida; Anisakidae.